GAUAUAGUGAUUCGCGUGUAACGGGGAAAGUGCUGCCAGGUAAAGCGCUGAUGCCUGUGGAGCUCGGCGGAUAAACCGCGCACUUUAACAGUAGUACUGAAGUGUUGUUGGAUUUUGGCUUUCCAUCAGAUACGUGCCUCUGUUCCUUCUAUGAAGUGUGACUGUAAGUUUUACCUUGUGCGCUAGAAAAGCAAGCAACCACUGAUUCCCGAUAUCGGAAUUCGCCACUGUUUUACUGUGAUUUUGAACUUACUCAGCGCUUUUAUUCACUACUUUUCCUGGCUUUUCCUGUAAAACUGCUUUGUUGGCCACCAGUUGAUGCGUAAAGUGCGUCUUACAAAAGUAUUACUAGAAGAAAGAUUUUUAAUUGGUCAUUUUUAGGUUUGAAAUCUUACAGUGCUAUUUCUCCCGGCUUUCACUAGUACAAUGAAAGAGUCGCUGUUACCCGUAUCUAACGUGACAGCCGUCCUGCCCGGUGGCUUCCUACACAAAGCCUGUAAGUUCCUGGUGGCCUUCUGCGCCCUUCACCUCUGUGUCGUCCUUAUAUACUAUUUGUCCGGCGCCGAUUUCUACAUCCUCCAAUACUUCAGGCGAAACCAGCAGUUCCAGAAUGAUACCAUUAUCAACAGCACGCUGCUACCUACUGCGAUUAGCACCAAAGGGAUAGAAGAACUAAAUGACUGCCCUACGACGUCUCCAUUACUAGUUGGUCCUCUAAAUAUUGUGUUUUCCAUGCCUUUGGAUUUGGAAGAUAUAAGGAAAACGAAUCCAGAUGUAACAGAUGGAGGGCACUACAUACCAAAAAACUGUAAGGCAUUGCAGAAAGUUGCCAUCAUCAUACCUUUUAGAAAUCGUGAUGAUCACCUUAAGUACUGGCUACAUUAUAUGCAUCCAAUUCUACAGAGGCAGCAGCUUGAUUAUGGGGUAUAUGUUAUUAAUCAGGAUGGUGACAAAACUUUCAAUCGGGCCAAACUGCUGAACAUUGGUUAUGUGGAAUCAUUGAAAGAAUAUGCCUACGAUUGUUUUGUAUUUAGUGACGUUGAUCUUAUCCCAAUGGAUGAUCGGAAUAUCUACAAGUGUUUUAAACAACCAAGACAUCUCUCUGCGGCAAUGGAUAAAUUUGGGUUUGGCCUGCCAUACAAUCAGUAUUUUGGUGGUGUUUCUGCAUUAAGCAAGAACCAAUUUCUCGAAAUUAAUGGAUUUCCAAACAAUUAUUGGGGUUGGGGUGGAGAAGAUGAUGAUAUCUACAACCGAAUUGCAUCAAGAAGUAUGUAUAUAUCGCGUCCAGAUACACUUACUGGAAGAUGCCGGAUGAUUCGUCAUAACAGAGACAACAAAAAUGAGCCAAAUCCACAAAGGUUUGACUUGCUUGCGCACACAAGACAGACUAUGAACUCGGAUGGGAUAAACUCGCUCUCUUAUAAGGUUGUCUGUACAACAAGGUUUCCUUUGUACACAAAUAUAACAGUAGAUAUCGGUUUACCUCCAAGCUAACCCCAUUAAGUUAAUAGCAAAAUAAACUUUAUAUUGUAGUUCAAGGAAUUUAAAGGGAUACUGUCAUGGAAAAACAUGUUUUUUUGCAAAAUGCAUCAGUUACUAGUGCUG
Xenopus laevis (African clawed frog) is the source of this 1605-nucleotide messenger RNA. RefSeq names its product UDP-Gal:betaGlcNAc beta 1,4- galactosyltransferase, polypeptide 1, gene 2 L homeolog (gene b4galt1.2.L). The record is from RefSeq and is a predicted model, not a curated record. The coding region runs from base 427 to 1494 and encodes 355 amino acids. Lineage: Eukaryota; Metazoa; Chordata; Amphibia; Anura; Pipidae. The transcript has 6 exons.